Rubroshorea leprosula is the source of this 1958-nucleotide messenger RNA. NCBI's taxonomy places the organism in Eukaryota, Viridiplantae, Streptophyta, Magnoliopsida, Malvales, Dipterocarpaceae. The record is from the annotation of a GenBank genome assembly.
AUUCUUUCUUACAUUAAAUAUAAUAAUCAAGAUAAGAACAAAUUUGUAAUCCAACCAACAAGCACUACCAUUUGCGUCUAUCUUCCCCAGGACAAGCUGCCAUGGCGGAACCCAGGAGAACAGCACCGUCUCUGUUUUCCUCCAUUUUCUUGCUGCUCUUCACUCUAUCAUGUCUCUUCGCCCCUUUUGACGCUCAACAACAGUCACCCAUCAAGACCAUAGUGGUCUUAGUCAUGGAGAAUAGAUCCUUUGAUCACAUGCUCGGCUGGAUGAAGAAGUUCGUCAAUCCAUCCAUCAAUGGCGUCACCGGAGAUGAAUGCAAUCCCGUUUCAACGACGGCCCCGAACCCACACUCCAUUUGCUUCACAGACGAUGCCGAGUUUGUGGAUCCGGAUCCGGGGCACUCGUUCGAAGCUGUGAUGCAACAGGUGUUUGGUUCUGGCUCCAACUCCAUUCCCUCAAUGAGUGGUUUUGUGGAACAGGCGCUUUCAAUGUCUCCUAACCUCUCUGAGACCGUCAUGAAAGGGUUCAAUCCGGAGGCGGUGCCGGUUUAUGCUUCUCUCGUGAGAGAAUUUGCGGUUUUUGAUAGGUGGUUUUCUUCAAUUCCGGGUCCGACCCAACCCAAUAGACUGUUUGUGUACUCUGCUACUUCUCAUGGUUCAACAAGCCAUGUUCCCAAGCAAUUGGCUCUAGGGUACCCACAAAAGACCAUUUUUGAAUCGCUUCAUGAGAAUGGUAAGAACUUCGGUAUUUACUUCCAAAAUAUUCCGGCUACUUUGUUCUAUAGAAAUUUGAGGAAAUUGAAGUAUGUUUUCAAGUUCCAUAAUUAUGGUUCCCGGUUCAAGAAAGAUGCUAGAGACGGCAAACUUCCUAGCUUAACAGUUAUCGAGCCGAGAUAUUUUGAUCUUAAGGUGUGGCCUGCUAAUGAUGACCACCCUUCUCAUGAUGUUGCUAAUGGUCAAAAACUUGUCAAGGAGGUGUAUGAGACAUUGAGAGCUAGUCCUCAAUGGAAUGAGACCCUUUUGAUCAUUACCUAUGAUGAGCAUGGUGGGUUCUAUGAUCAUGUUGAGACUCCUUUUAUGAAUAUUCCUAACCCAGAUGGGAACACUGGUCCUGCUCCUUAUUUCUUCAAAUUUGAUAGGCUUGGGGUUCGUGUGCCGACAAUUAUGAUCUCUCCUUGGAUCAAGAAAGGCACUGUUGUAAGUAGGCCCAAAGGACCUGCUCCAGAUUCUGAAUUUGAGCACUCCUCAAUUCCUGCAACUAUAAAGAAAAUGUUCAACCUCUCUUCCAACUUCUUGACUCAUAGAGAUGCUUGGGCCAGCACAUUUGAGGAUGUUGUUGGAGAGUUAACUUCUCCUAGAACUGAUUGUCCAGAGACAUUGCCGGAUGCUAUGCCUUUGAGGACUACAGAAGUGAAUGAAGAGAGUGAGCUCUCUGAAUUCCAGGGUGAACUGGUUCAACUAGGAGCUGUUCUCACUGGUGACCAUUUCUUGAGCAGCUUUCCUGGUGAGAUGAGCAAGAAGAUGACUGUGAGACAAGCUCAUGAGUAUGUGAGAGGAUCUGUAUCACGAUUCCUGAGGGCAAGCAAAGAAGCAAUCAAGUUAGGAGCAGAUGAAUCUGCAAUUGUAGAUAUGAGAUCAUCACUCACUACUAGAUCUUCAGUCCAUAAUUAGUUGAAUCCAUGCAAAUUUAUCUCUGCAUCCAUAUUUCCUACAGGAUUUAGGAUUAUGUGCAUCUUUGUUAAAUUUGACAAGAAUAAUAUAAUAAACUUUAUUGCUAGACUAGAAGUGAAUGUUGCAGUUACCAGUGUCAUAUAUCAUGUUCUCCCAAAUGCCAUGGUGUUUAUAAUUUAUAAACAUGGUCCGAACAGAUAUCCACUUGCAUGUCUGGGAAUGAGCUGCAUUUUCUUUUAAGCAUCUCUAUGUACCUCCUUUUGUUAAUACAAAGCUAGUAACCAC